AGAGGGCGGUGGCAGCACUGGGGCAGGAGGCAGGAGGAGGAGGCGGCCGCUGGCAACACUGUGCUAUUAAACGUAUGGAUGUCAGCGUCGGCGGCGACUAGCGUCUCCCUCACAUAUAUAACCAUCUCGUCUGUAACAGAUGAGAAGUGUUUGCCAACAUGGGUGAUGGAAUGUUAUCGUUGUCGUGGAAUAACCACCGAGCCACAUUUUGUCACAUCCUUGCAACACUUAGGGAAAAGGAGAGAUACACAGAUGUGACCCUGGCAUGCGAGGGCAAGUUUUAUCCAGUUCAUAAGCUGGUGUUAUCAACAUGUAGCGAGUACUUUGAAAGUAUGUUCGAACAAACGCCUUGUAAACAUCCCAUUGUAGUGUUGAAAGACGUUAAACCCGAAGAACUUGAAGCUCUGUUGAGCUAUAUGUACGCUGGUGUAGUGAACGUGGCACAAAAUGACUUGGCUAGAUUGAUAAAAGUGGCUGAAUUACUAAAAAUAAAGGGACUGGCUGUACCAGAUGAGCCACCACCUCAGGAAGUUGAAGCCAAGAAGACACACACGCCUCCGUGGAGUUGCCGCGACGAUAGGACGAGUCCUCAUCCCAAGAGGAGGAGAAAAGAGAGUGGGACACCUCAGGGGGAAACACAAGCUUCAAACAGUCCUACUUCACCACAAGCCUCGCCUCAUCAUGUAGAAAGUGACCAUAACCAAGACAAUUCUAGAACUCCUAGUGAAAGUCAUGUUAGUGAACACAGAAUAGAUGUCUCGGAAAGAAUAGAACAGAGACAAGACAUGAGUUCAGACCAAAAUGUAGACUGUCAAACUAAACAAGGAUCACCUCUUCAGGUGAUGAUAGAUGAAACACUAGUCAAAGAGGAGAUUGUGGAUUCAUUAGAUGACAGUCGGGAUAAUAUGUUAGACUCUGCAUUAGAUUAUGGUUCGUUAAGUGCCGAUUCGAGAGUGGAAAACUCGACUGGUGACAAUUCAGCACCAGAUCAUCACAGUCAAAUGUUGCCAAAUAAGUAUGACCAAUCUCUUGUGUCCUCCCAGCCGCAUCUGCCGGAUGCGGUCGUGGAAGCUCUAGCGGGGCCAUCGGGGAUGCAAGGGUGGCUUGGGGGUAAUGAGCUAAGUGGAGGGUUUUCAGCAGUGGACAGCUACAGUGGGGAAGGGAGACAUCAGGACUUGCGACAAUCUCUCCCCGGCCAGCAGCCUCAAGGACACCAACUGGUGGUGCUGAGCCAUACUGGUCAGAGGGUCAGCAGUGGAGGAGCCAUGGGACUUAUGAAGGGACAUCUCAACAGGAAGAUUCACAAGUGUUCCUACUGUCCUUACACCACCCAUUGUAUCAUAAAUUACAAAAGACACAUCUCCGUCCACACGGGCGAGAAGCCAUAUGCCGCAAUAACUGCUCUAACAGAUCUAAUCCAAAUGAUAUGAUUUGCAGUGGCACAUUGAGAUAUAAAAGUAUUUAGAAACUAUUUUCAUUAAAAAGUCUCUCUGGAAUUAAGACAAGGCUUUUGUUAUACAGGUAUAAUUUAAUGUCUUUUUCAUUUCAAGGGGCACUUCUUUUGUUUGUGUCACUGUGUGUGCUAGAAAUGCAGUGGAUUUGAAUAAUUAUUUAAUGGUAAGUUUAUAUCAUUCAAAUCCUGUUUGUAAAAUACACUACCCUUCAAUCAUUCAUUUAUUUCAAAUUGAUUUGUUAACUUUUUAAUUUAGAAUUUUUAUUUCCCGUUAAAAUUACCAACUGUAAAAAUCUGUUGUUCUACCUAUUGAUAUAUUCCUAUUGUACAGUAUAGUAUACCUAUAUAAAGUUAAUCUAUUUUAUACUGUAUAUAUUUUGAAUCAGUCACUGGGCUUAUAGAUAUGCAAAUAUGCAGAGGCAGUUAUGAUUUAUGAUAAAAUAAUGAAUUUUAUGUGGAAACUGUGCAGGCAGCUUCGUAAGAUCAGACAGUCACUAACAUUUAGUUGAUUUGUGCAAUUGCUAUAGUUUUAAAUCAUAUAAAGAAUUAACUACCGGGUAUUUGUCUAUUUUGUGAUGAUACUGAAUUUAUCGUACCCUCCAGCUAAUCGUAAUUUGAAUGCACAAGUUAAGAAGUAAAUUCAUUUUAACUAUUGUUCUGAUAUGAACAUUUUAUUUAAAAAUAUAUUUUGAGAUUUAGAAAGUUAUUGAUUUACAGACUUUUUAAGGGUAAUUGUGAAAUUUAAAUUGAAAUUCCAUAUUAAAAACAAUCGUGAUUAAUUUGAAUAUUGAAGAUUUGUAGUCUAUCUUCUUGAAACUUAGUUUGGUUAGUAUAUGUGUUAUGAAUUCAUAUAACAUAUAUCAGUUUUCCCAAUGAAAUCACACUAAAGUGAUAUAUAUUAGUGAGAAAAUCAACUUGAGCUCUGAGGUGACUCAAACCAAUGACCCAGCCACUCACCUUACCACUGUGCCACCCAGACUUGAUGAAAUUAUACAUCUGGGGUUCCACUGAAACCUCUGGAAAGUCUGGAGGCUUCUACUGAAGCCAGUCCAAGUUUUACAUAUAAUGCCCAAGCACUCGAGUGCUGGUAAAGUAGUUCAUUCAUCACAUCCCCCACCUUCAGAUAUAAUACACAAUGAAGUCACACUAAUGUGGUAUAUAUCAAUGAAAACAUCAACUGAGGUUCUCCUGUGACUUGAACCCAUGACCAAGACACUCUCGGCCUCUCACCCUACCACGGUACCACCCUGAUGUGGUAAAAGUUAUACAACCGGGAUUCCACCAGAACCUCUGGAAAUCUGGAAGUUCUACUGAAGCCAGUCCUGGUCUCUGGACUGGAUUUACCAAGACCCGAGAGUUUGAGGCUUAUACGUAAAACUUGGACUGGCUCCAGUAGAAGCCUCCUGACUUUCAGAGGUUCCAGUGGAAUCCCAGUUGUACUGUAUAAAUAUUACAAGUUGUGGGUGGUACAGUGGUAAGGUGCGACUGGGCGUGCCUUGGUUGCGGGUUAUUGUCACCUCAGAGAUCCAGUUAGUUUUCUCAUAUGUCAGUUUCAAUGUGGAAAAUUUAAGCAUUUUUCAGUUUUAAUUUUAAUCCAUUGGAUGCUUUGGUGUCAAUAUGCAUUCCUUGCCCUCGGUCCAGGGAUCUUGCUCAGCAGAUCAAGUUGAGCAGGAAGUAAAAGCAUUAUUUGGCAUCAGCAUUAUGUAGGUUGAUCCUUAUGAAGAACAAAAUAACAAUUGGUUUCUAGUACUGCAGGUCAUUAGCCCUGUGUUGUAGUCUAAUUUUUUUUUUCCAAUACACAUCUAUAAUGAAGCCCAGUAUUUUAAUUUGUAAUUAAAAUUAUAUUAAAAUAAAAUUCAUUCAUUUAGUACAAUAAUUUAUAAUAUUGUGCUAAAUGAAUGAGAUCAUAUAAUGUUGUACUGUAUUGUGUUUGACAAAUGUAAUUUAAACAUAAUAUUUAUAUUUUAAGUAUUGUUUUGUCAUGUAAUUUGUUCAAAAUUCCUCUUGUAUCAAAACAUUUUAAACAACUUAGACUUAUUCUCUACAAUGCACUACUUAAAUGUACAUAAUAAUAAUAAUGAGCUAUAAGCUCAUUGUAGCCUAUAUGCAUUAAGCUAUCUAUUAAGAUGCAAACAUAUUCUCUACCCUCCCCCCUAUUCUUAUACACCAGAUGUAGCUUAAAAUGGGCCUUAUCAUCUUACUAUAUGUCACAUUAAUUCCCUCUCUGCUGACUAAACUAUUAGACUGAAAAUCCUGGCAGUUUAAAAUAGGAUAGAAAGUCAUAGUAAAAUGUGUAUAUUAUUAUUAUUAUAUAUAACAUAUAUAUUAUUUUCAUGAAGUGUAUAAGUAUUGAUAUAGGUAGUGGUACAUACAGUACAGUAUAUUGUUAGCCACUACCACUCCAUGUCAUUAUGUAGUAGUAUGUUGUGAAUGUAGAUAUCCGAGAAUUUCUCUACACACGGGAGGGGUGCAACCUAAUGAUAGCUAUGUGGAUGUCAUGCUGGGUUACAACAUUAUUCUGUAGUUAAGGUGUAUGACCAGAUAUGCCUGACCUUGUUCCUCAGUGUAUGAUUGGGUGUGUAAUUAAGGUGUAUGACCAGGUAUGCCUGACCUUGUUCCUCAGUGUAUGACUGGGUGUGUAUGACCAGGUAUGCCAGACCAAACCUAACCUACCUAGCCAAACCAAUUUAGUAACUACUCGACCACUAGACAAAUAUAAAAAAAUUGUGUUUUAUUAAUAUUAAAUAGUUAAAAAAAUACACUCAACCAUCCAACACUAUAAGUGUUUGAUGGUUCUGAAACCCUGCAUGCUUCCAACACCCAGCAACACUUGAGGAGAAUUUUUAGGCAAAGAUAUUUCAUCAAAUCUUUGAACUUGUUGAGAAUCACAAAUGAGAUCAAUGGCUCUUAACAUGAAUGCACUUUAUAUUUCUUAUGUUCUUCACUUGAGAAGGAAGUUGAAAAAUAAACUCUGAAGUUAAUGUUACAGUUUUAUUAUGGUCUGACAGUAAGAGACGUGUUUUGUUGACCUUGUCAACAUUGUCAAAAGCAGAAUACAAGUGAAUACAAUCUAGCUGGUGCAACCAAAUACUGUAUAUAACCGAGGGUGAGGUGAAGGGAAAUGUCGCAGUGGCCAAUAGGGCCACUGCAGCUUAUCAUGUCCUAUGUCCCCAUAUUGACUGGGACAGUAUGCACUCUUGGUCUCAAAGAUGCUAGAAUGUAAUGGAGUGUUAGCUAGUUGUUUAUUGUUGGGUGAGUUUGUUUGAUGUGUAGUGUUUCACAAUGCUGUCUGUUGCCCCAGCCAACAUUGCAACACAGCAGAUGGGUAAGCUGCAGUGGCCCUAUUGGCUUGUGCCACAUUUCACUUCACCUCACCCUCGGUUAUACUGUAUAGUAGAUUGCACCAGCUAGAUUGUAUUCAUAUCUACUGUCUUUUGAAAAUGCUGACAGGGCCAAUGAAACACAUCUCUUAUUGUCAGACCAUAAUAAAACUGUAAGCUGAACUUUGGAGAGUUAAUUUCUCAACUUCUUUCACAAGUGAAGAACAUUAGAAAUACUAGUAUAGAGAAGAUUCAUGCUUGAAUUAUUGAUCUCACUCUUACUAUCAUAUUCAAAAACAUAUUUCAACAAGAAAGACUGCUAGCAAUAUACAGUAUAUAUAUAUACAAUAUAUAUAUUGGUGUGUGUAAAUCACGAAAAUUAACACAUGAUGAAAAAUGUGACAGUGUCAGACCAUGGAGGAAGAAUUGAAACAGAAAAUUCCUUAAGUACUUUCGUAUAUUAAUACAUCUUCAGAAUGAAUGAAGAAGAGAGAGAGAUAAGAGAGAAAAAAGCAUAUCUGUGUCUUCUAACCCACGACGGGCUCUUACCAGCCCUAUCCAAAAAAACCUACAUUACGUCCUCCUUUGAUGGGGUGAUAGACAGCCGAAAGGUCUUAAUAAAACUUAUCUUUUCAUAUAUUAAUACAUUCCUUCUGAAGAUGUACUGUAUUAAUAUACGAAAGUACUUGAGGAAAUUCCUGUUUCAAUUCUUCCUCCGUGGUCUGACAAUGUCAUA
Messenger RNA from Procambarus clarkii (red swamp crayfish), 5509 nucleotides. RefSeq names its product protein tramtrack, beta isoform. Gene Ontology annotation, cellular component: nucleus. Gene Ontology annotation, biological process: regulation of transcription by RNA polymerase II. Lineage: Eukaryota; Metazoa; Arthropoda; Malacostraca; Decapoda; Cambaridae. Gene Ontology annotation, molecular function: protein binding. The record is from RefSeq and is a predicted model, not a curated record.